UACGUGCUCGCUGUGGGCGCGCGCACGAAUGAAUGGACCUCGAUACUGAGGAAGAGUGCGUGCGAGAGGAGCGGGCAGUGUGUACUGAAACAAAGAACAGAGUGCAGGACACGGCUCUUGAUGCGUGUUUCUUUAUUAUGUAUAAUGUUACCCACUCUGAACGUUUCUUUGUGCCGAUCGAUCCCCAGUCCGACUCAUGUGUUCAGUUCGAAAUGUCUAGUUAACGUUCCCUCCCCGAUGGCAUGCCCAGGCGAGACCGCCCUAAGAGCGCCCCGCCGCGAGAUGUUGUGGUAAAACCAGAAAAUCCGUCAGAGACGCCUGAAAGGGGCACAUUGGGCCUUUGGAGCAAAUCCCCCUAGUGGCGCAGGGCGGCGAGGUGGCGGCUCGUCUCGAGCGCUCUCUCUGCUGCAGCCUGCUCAUCAGCACCACUGUGUCCGCGCGCUCCCCUCCAGCGUCCAGCACGCGCCGCAUCCCGCACGCGCUGCACCCAUCGCACGGAUAUAAAACACCGCAGCACACCAGGAGCUCUCAUUUCUGAGGACAAGGGAACAGAAGUGAUUUGGAAAAAUGGUGAAACUGGGAAGUAAUUUACAAGAGAAAGGCAGCAAGGCGGCGAGUGUGGAGGAUGGAUUUCAGACCGUUCCCCUCAUCACGCCUCUGGACGUGAACCACCUCCAGUACGGAGCUCCGGACAAGGUUGUGGUGAAGACAAGAACCGAAUAUCAGACGGAGCAGAAGAGCAAGGGAAAGAUGAAGGUGCCGAAGGUGGAGGAAUUCACCAUAAGCUUCAAUGAUGGCGUGUCAGAAAGACUCAAGGUCACCGUUCUCAUCUUCCUGGCACUGGCCUUCCUGGCCUGCAUAGUGUUCCUCGUGGUGUAUAAGGCCUUCACCUACGACCACAGCUGCCCGGACGGCUUUGUUUACAAGCAUAAGCGUUGCAUCCCUGCAUCACUCGAAGCUUACUACACGGCCCAGGACACCAACUCCCGGGGGCGCUUCUACACGGUCAUCAGCCACUACAGCAUGGCCAAGCAGACCACGUCCCGCUCUGUGUCGCCAUGGCAGCCGGUGGGCUCUGCCCAGCACGAUGCCAAGCCGCCCAGCCCCGAAGACCACUGAGUGCCUCUCGAAGGCACCUUUUUAAUGGAAAAGAGAGAAAAUACCACCCCAUCACCUUUAGGUCGACCCAUGGCCGUCAGGAAGCCAGUACCACCCAGAAUCAUCCUGAGCUGUCCAUUUCACCUUUUGAUUUCUCUGUUCCUUUCCUGUUAUUGCUGUUUUGUAUUCAGUAUUGAACAACCAAGUGUUUGUAAAAAGGCAUGAAUUAAUAAUGUUAGUGGAAUUGUACAUGUAUCUGAGUUUCAUUUCAUUUUUGUUUUUGAUACGGUUUUUAGAGGGACCUGUCUGCAAUUGCUGGCAUCUUUCAAGGUUUGAUGUUUCCUACUGUCCAUGACAAAUGGCAUGCACCCUUGAUUAAAAAAGGAACUGUUUCUGGAUUCUGUGAUAGGAAUUUUCACUACGCACUGAUGCUCUUUGUUUCUUAUUGCUGUGGAUGCCUGGUUUACUGAGGAGAAAAAAAAAAAAAAAUCAAUACUCGAAAUUCAUCUCGGUCCCUUUAACAUAUUUACAGAUUAGCCACUGAAGUAGCUGUUGUUGAUAUUUUAUAUUCAUUAUAAACCAUUAAUAUUAAAUACCGUUAACUAAGAGUUGAAUCAUGCUGUGAAUUUCAGUAAAAACUGUUAAUAUAGAGGCACAUGUAAAGCAUUCUGGACAGUUAAUGAUUUUUCUUUAAGUGUGCAUUUGUACACGUAGUUAAUAGCAAGAGUCCAAGGGCUUACUCAAGGAUGAUGUAAUGAAAAUUUUUCUUAGAAAAUUAUGUGAUUCGAUAUUUUUGCAAAUUAAAUUAAACAUAGCCAAUCGGAAGGCCAAUUAAUAUAUUUUCAAAAGUGCUCCUGUGUGUUUCGUGGGAAUUAUCCACCACACAGAAAGAAUUUUUAGAGCACACAUCUAUUUGUAACACACAUUAUCUGCUUGCUGGUAAAAUGUAUUUAUAUAAAAAAUCAACACAAAUUUACGACUGUUAGAAAUUGCUGCGGAGAAUAAAACGCAGUUCAGUCAAAUACAGUUAAACCUGUUGAUCCUUCCUUCUAGGAACAGGCAUCUCCGUGUGCUUUUAUAAGGGGUCUUACUUCUGAAUAAUACAGCUACCAUUUAGUUGCUGACUGAUGACAUCACAAUCCAGAGAAGAGGAUAAGAAGAAAUGUAAUUUUUGUCUCCUUCAUUUACACAUUUUGAUAAGCCUGUUACUGCCAAAGUACCACUUUUUGUGAUGUUUAGUCUGUUAUUUUUUUUUAGCUUUGCUGUGAUCAAAGUCUGUUUCAGUCCAAACCCGAGUAACUUCUGAAAACAUUUUUUUUUCACUUUUUCAUCUGGAAAAAAAAAAAUUAAUAACAGGGAAAAAUAUGAGUCUGUGCUGUAGAUUGAUAUCCUGCAAAGCUUAGUAUUUUCAUUGUGCGUUCUUAAGUUCUCUGGCAAAUAAAAAAC
Molecule: messenger RNA, 2544 nt
Organism: Scleropages formosus (Asian bonytongue)
Lineage: Eukaryota; Metazoa; Chordata; Actinopteri; Osteoglossiformes; Osteoglossidae
Product: neuronal vesicle trafficking-associated protein 2-like
Exons: 5
Coding region: 568-1119 (183 amino acids)
Biological process (GO): endosomal transport; clathrin coat assembly
Cellular component (GO): endosome; membrane
Molecular function (GO): clathrin light chain binding
Source: RefSeq, a predicted model, not a curated record